AAUAUAAUUAUCGUCCAACUCCCUCUUCAAAAUCAAUCAUAGAUUUACCGUCUGAUAGAUUGAUUGCCAUCUCUCAUUCACACAUCGCCAUCAUGUCUGCAGCUCAGAAACGGCUUGGGCAGGUCUCUGGCCAUCUUGCAGGUUCGAAGAGUGGUAUCACACCUACAGAAGGUGACAGCGCGCGCGCUGCGCUCUUACAGAAGAACCCCGACGAUAUUGUCGUGACGGCAUGUCUUCGAACGGCAUUCACAAAGGGCGGCCGAGGAGGAUUCAAGGACACUGCUGCGGCGGAUCUGCUUGUGGGAGCCUUUAAGGCUCUCCUCGACCGCUCGAAGAUUGACCCGGCGUUGGUCGAGGACAUCGCGGUGGGCUCGGUCCUCGCCCCUGGUGGCGGGGCGACUGAGUUCCGUGCUGCGGCGCUGGCGGCUGGGUUCCCAGUCACUGCGGCGGUUAGGAGCUUAAACAGACAGUGCUCGUCUGGUCUGCAGGCCUGUGUCGAUAUUGCCAAUGCUAUUCAGUCGGGCAUGAUCGAUAUUGGUAUCGGUGCUGGUGUCGAGAGCAUGAGUUCACAAUACGGACCCGGUGCCGUUACUGAAUUUUCCGAACUCUUAGAUUCGCAUCCUGAAGCCAAGAACUGCAAGGUACCCAUGGGCGUCCUCUCGGAAAAGAUGGCCAAGGACAAGAACAUCCCCCGCACAGUUCAGGAUGCCUUCGCGGCCUCCUCCUACCAAAAAGCCCUCAAGGCACAAGAAGCUGGUCUCUUCAAUGAGGAGAUCGCUCCCUUGACGGUGAAGUGGGAGGACCCGAACACUGGCGAUGUCAAGGAGAUAACUGUCUCGAAAGAUGACGGGGUCCGACCUGGCAUCACUGCCGAGAGCUUGGCCAAGAUCAAGCCAGCUUUUGCAAAGGACGGCUCCAUCCAUGCCGGAAAUGCCAGCCAGAUCUCCGACGGUGCAGCAGCUGUUCUUCUCAUGAAGCGCUCAACGGCUGAGAAGCUGGGGCAGACCAUCCUUGGCAAAUAUGUCGCCGCGUCAGUAGCGGGUGUCGCUCCCCUGCUGAUGGGUAUCGGCCCCUGGGCCGCCAUCCCCAAGGUCUUUGAGAAGACGGGGAUCAACAAGGACGAUGUGGAUAUCUUUGAGAUCAACGAGGCGUUUGCUUCGCAGUGCGUAUGGUGCGCGAACGAGCUGGGCUUGGACCCGAAGAAGAUCAAUCCCAAGGGCGGUGCAAUUGCCUUUGGCCACCCGCUUGGCUGUACCGGUGCUCGGCAGGUCAGCACGUUACUGUACGAGCUGAGGAGGAGAGGGGAGAAGAUCGGGGUCACGAGCAUGUGUGUCGGUACCGGGAUGGGAAUGGCGGCGGUCUGGGUUGCGGAAUAGAUGGAGAAAUCAUUGCCUCAAUCUUCAAUUUGGUAUAUAGAAUGGCGGACAGGGGAGCGAGUGGGGAACAGUCUGGUUGGAAAAUGGAUUGGCUGUAGGAGUACGAUUAGAUUAGCCUCACAGCAGCAUAUUCGUUCGUGUUUAUUGAGUUCAUGUUUUAUUUAUUUUAAGUGAUAUCAAGUUUCUAGAAGAACAUGGAGUUCGGCAGCUUACCCUUCUGUC
This is a messenger RNA of Amorphotheca resinae ATCC 22711, 1598 nucleotides long. RefSeq lists its product as hypothetical. Gene Ontology annotation, molecular function: acetyl-CoA C-acyltransferase activity. Gene Ontology annotation, cellular component: peroxisome. NCBI's taxonomy places the organism in Eukaryota, Fungi, Ascomycota, Leotiomycetes, Helotiales, Amorphothecaceae. The coding region runs from base 93 to 1376 and encodes 427 amino acids. Gene Ontology annotation, biological process: phenylacetate catabolic process; fatty acid beta-oxidation. The transcript is spliced from 4 exons. The record is from RefSeq and is a predicted model, not a curated record.